Messenger RNA from Chrysochloris asiatica (Cape golden mole), 1272 nucleotides. RefSeq names its product tubulin tyrosine ligase-like family, member 1 (gene TTLL1). Gene Ontology annotation, biological process: protein polyglutamylation; microtubule cytoskeleton organization. The record is from RefSeq and is a predicted model, not a curated record. The coding region runs from base 1 to 1272 and encodes 423 amino acids. Gene Ontology annotation, cellular component: cilium. NCBI's taxonomy places the organism in Eukaryota, Metazoa, Chordata, Mammalia, Afrosoricida, Chrysochloridae. The transcript is spliced from 9 exons. Gene Ontology annotation, molecular function: tubulin binding; tubulin-glutamic acid ligase activity.
AUGGCAGGAAAAGUGAAAUGGGUUACUGAUAUCGAGAAGUCGGUGCUCAUCAAUAACUUCGAAAAGAGAGGGUGGGUCCAAGUGUCAGAAAAUGAGGACUGGAAUUUUUACUGGAUGAGUGUACAAACCAUUCGGAACGUCUUCAGCGUGGAAACUGGGUACAGGCUCUCGGACGACCAAAUAGUCAACCAUUUCCCCAACCACUAUGAGCUGACCCGGAAGGACUUGAUGGUGAAGAAUAUCAAAAGGUACAGGAAGGAGCUGGAGAAGGAAUGCAGCCCACUGGCCGAGAAAGACGAGAACGGAAAAUACCUCUACCUGGACUUUGUUCCUGUCACCUACAUGCUGCCCGCUGACUACAACCUGUUCGUUGAGGAGUUCCGGAAAAGUUCUUCCAGCACUUGGAUCAUGAAGCCAUGUGGCAAAGCGCAGGGGAAGGGCAUCUUCCUUAUCAACAAGCUUUCACAGAUCAAAAAGUGGUCCCGGGACAGCAAGACCUCCACGUUUGUGUCUCAGUCCAGUAAGGAAGCCUAUGUCAUCUCUCUCUACAUCAACAACCCGCUCCUCAUCGGAGGGCGGAAGUUCGACCUGCGCCUCUACGUCCUGGUGUCCACGUACCGCCCCCUGCGCUGCUACAUGUACAAACUUGGCUUCUGCCGGUUCUGCACGGUCAAGUACAGCCCAAGCACCAGCGAGCUGGAUAACAUGUUUGUCCACCUCACCAACGUGGCCAUUCAGAAGCACGGGGACGACUACAAUCACAUCCACGGGGGCAAGUGGACCGUGAGCAACCUGCGGCUGUACCUGGAGAGUACCCGGGGCAGGGAGGUCACCAGCAAGCUGUUUGACGAGAUCCAUUGGAUCAUCGUGCAGUCCCUGAAGGCGGUGGCGCCGGUGAUGAACAAUGACAAGCACUGCUUCGAAUGCUAUGGCUAUGACAUCAUCAUCGAUGACAGACUGAAGCCCUGGCUGAUUGAGGUUAACGCGUCCCCGUCUCUCACCUCCAGCACCGCCAACGACCGGAUCCUGAAGUACAACUUGAUUAACGAUACCCUCAACAUCGCGGUCCCUAAUGGUGAGAUUCCGGACUGCAAGUGGAACAAGUCCCCCCCAAAGGAAGUCCUCGGCAAUUAUGAGAUUCUGUACGAUGAGGAGCUGGCCCAGGGGGACGGGGCCGACCGGGACCUGAGAAGUCGUCCGGGGCAGUCGCUGGGCCCCAAAGGCAGCCGGUCAAGGGACUCGGGGAGAAGCGUCCUCACCACCUGGAAGUAA